Messenger RNA from Lodderomyces beijingensis, 1308 nucleotides. The record is from the annotation of a GenBank genome assembly. NCBI's taxonomy places the organism in Eukaryota, Fungi, Ascomycota, Pichiomycetes, Serinales, Debaryomycetaceae.
AUGAUCCCGGAGCUCAGAGACUACGAUAUAAGCCCACUGUGGGGGUUCCUCCCCUCGCAGUUGCCACUUACAAGACUCCCGCAAAAGUACUACUCGCCUUGGGAAAUUACCGCGGAUAGCAUUCCUUCGUUGAUCUUGACAAAGCGUAUACGCAAGGUCGUUGAUGCGCUUCCCUUGUUAAAGACAGAUAAACUAGCAUCGGAGAGAGAGGUGAGAAGGGCGUACCAGGCCUUGGGGUUCAUUGCACAUGCCUACAUAUGGGGAACCGACGCUCCAACGGACAAGCUUCCACCUCAGAUUGCCAAACCCUGGAUUGAAGUCUCGGAAAAGCUUGGGUUGCCUCCCAUUGGAACCUACGCCUCGCUUUGUCUCUGGAACUUCAAGCAAAUCAUACCUAGCGACGACGACGACGACAUGUUUGACUUGGAUAACCUCACCACGAUAAACACGUUCACUGGAGCAAUUGACGAAAGCUGGUUUUACUUGGUCAGUGUCUACUUUGAGCAGAAGGGGUCGUUAGCAAUCACCACUGGUUUGGAAGCAUUGAAGUGCGCAGAGAAGAAUGACAUUGGCAGGUUGACGCUGAAUCUCCAGCAGAUGGCCGAGGCACUCGAUUUGUUGGGCUCGGUUUUGAUGAGGAUGGAGGAGAUGUGCGACCCUCACAUUUUUUAUUUCAGAAUCAGACCCUACUUGGCCGGUUGGAAGAACAUGGCAAGCGUUGGAUUGGAUAAGGGUGUCUUUUAUGGGAACGAAGAAACACCAAGAGGCUUUGCCGGAGGAUCAAAUGCCCAGUCGUCACUCAUUCAAUUCUUUGACAUAAUUCUUGGUGUUAAGCAUUAUGCAACUGGCGAUUUGAAGGCCGACAAUUCGUUUAUGAAUGAAAUGAGGCAAUACAUGCCCCAGAAACACCGAGGGUUUCUCACGGCACUCGAACCGUACUCAGCUACAAUUCGCGAGCGAGUCAACGAGGAAAAUAACCCCGAAUUGGCUCUUGCCUUUGACGCUUGCUUGGCGAUGUUGAAAUCGUUUAGAGACAAGCACAUCCAGAUCGUCACAAGGUAUAUCGUGCUCCAAGCCAAGAAGAUCAAUAGCAUGGGUUCAGGAACGACACUAAGAUCGGGGCUAGCUAGAAAGAAACAAAAUGGGGAAGAAAAGGGAACUGGGGGCACUUCGCUCUUGCCGUUUUUGAAGCAGUGUAGAGAUGAAACGGGCAAUGCUGCCGCGGGCAGCUGGGGUAAGAGAAUUCUCACCGACGGCAUGUUGCGUUUGAAAUACUCCAAGUCGAAUGGUGUGAACGAAGAUGACUGA